AUGGGCGCUGGCGGCGCAUCGGUGCUGCAACCAUUGGACAAACAAACUGCAACUGCUUUUGGCCGCUGCUAUGAGGCGGCGAUGUCGGAGCAACGAUCCAUCCACGGUUUUCCGCUGAGAGGGGUCGGGGACACCUCGCCGGGGACCAUCGUGUGGGUGCGCCGGAGGAACGGCUCCUGGUGGCCCGGCAGGAUCCUGGGCCAAUCCGAGCUGCCGCCGUCGCAGAUCAUGUCUCCAAGGUCCGGCACGCCGGUCAAGCUUCUCGGCCGCGAGGACGCCAGCGUUGACUGGUACAACCUUGAGAAAUCAAAGCGCGUUAAAGCAUUUAGGUGUGGGGAGUUCGAUGCCUGCAUUGAGAGGGCAGAGGCUACUCAAGGGACUCUUUCGAAGAAAAGAGAGAAAUAUGCACGGAGAGAAGAUGCCAUUCUUCAUGCCCUUGAAUUAGAGAGGAAACUGCAUCAGACUCAAGGUUUCAGACCUGCCUACUUUUCUGCUUGCACGAAACAUCGCAAAGACCUUGGAAGUACUCGCUACAAGAGCAAAAAGAGGAAAAGAAAAGAUGUAUCUGCUCUUCCUGCAAAAAAAGAAGCUGGGCAGUAUUUUCUCAAUGCCGGUUUGAAGAUAAACUUUUCAGAGUCGCAGGGCACCUCAGAGAAUCUUAUCAGUAACCACAUUGGAGACUUAUCCCAUGUGAGACAUAUUCAGGGUGGAGCAAGUUUAGAGAGCAAGGAGAAUUGUACAAUUGUGAAAAAGAAUAGAUCGGAUGGAAGUGAUUUCGAUGAAUCUAUUGAAAAAUGUGACAGACACCGACCACUUGUUCAAGUCUUGCAGAGCAGUGCAAACUUGACGCAGCACUCGCCGCACAAUGAUGAUUAUGGGGCUAUCUUAAUUGGGGGAGAUAAAGAUCCAUCACCUGCCACCUAUCGGGCUAAAAGAAGUAUAUAUGCAUACCUGCCUAGUGAUUCUGGUGAAACUCAUAGUCAUAGUGAUUUACCUUCUGCUCAAAUGGUUUCUACAGGAGCUGAUUUUGACACCGAAAGUUAUCUUCAGCAUCCAGAUUCCUCUUCUGAGGAACAUACAUCUUCAGACUUUGUUGAGAAACACGUAUCUGAGUCUUCAGAGAGGGAAUGCUCAGAAAGUGAAACAGAAGAUGAUACGGAGCUUUUGCAAAGUGCUAAUAGGAUUCUGCCUCCAGAGUUACGCCCCCGUGAUCCUUAUUUCCUUCGGACUUCUGACAGGUUUGGACAUGUGGAUAAUUAUGAUGAUGAUGAUGAUGACAAUGAGGUCGCCUAUUCUGCUUAUAUGCAUCAAUUGAAUCAAUCAGAGGAAGAGGAUGGUUCUUCUGAGCAGGGUGUCUCCCGCUGGCAUAUAAAAGGUAAACGUAAUAACCGUAGUGCAGUGAAGAAAUCAACCCAUAUGACGGAUGGAAAAUCCUGUUUGGAUAAACCCAAUGGUCUCAUGAAAGGAUCUGUGUACAACACAAAUGGUAUAAAUCAUAGAAAAGAGAGUGUGCAGACAUCCGAUCAGCAAGUGCUUAGUAACCAAAUCAAAGAGGAGCCCCACUAUGAUUCUGAUGAAACAGAUCUAUUCGAGGGCACAAGCCACCCUGAGGUUAACUUGUAUCAUAGUCGAACAUACCCAUCAUCCUUGAAAGCUACAAGAGAUCUUAGCCGAAGCUAUAUCUAUUAUAAUGACUAUGAAAAUGAUUCUUCCAAGAUUUCUCCACCUAACUGGGAUACAGAUCAGAUAUUUCGUGUUGAUCGGAAGGCAUAUUGGGACGAACCUUCAUUUUACCAAAGAAAUGGCAGUUCACGUUUGGGUCGCAUGGGCCCAAUGUUGUUUGAUAUUGACUUGAAGGUCCAAGCCAGCUACCAUGGAGAGCAUGUUCCUCUUGUUUCCUUGAUGAGCAGACUGGAUGGCAAAGCAAUUGUUGGACACCCUAUCCAAAUUGAAAUACUUGUUGAUGGUUCCACUGACCACCUGGUUUCUGGUGGUGAUAUUAGUAUGGAAGAGAGCACAGGAGCUCCAACUGCCUGGCAUACAGGCAGGAGGACAGCCAUGCAAAGAAUUCCCCGUUCUAAUCCUUUAGGAGCAUCAAUGGACUGUGGCAAUGAAGGCAGGCUUGCAUAUCCAGACUGGGAAAUGAAACCAGUCUUCAGUAAAUACUCAACUUCCGCAAAUCACCAGGUUAAGGGUGAUAAGAAAAGCAUGUCAAAUAGUAAGAAGAGGUCAUCGGCAUCCAAAUCUCAAAAGAAGCCAUCCAAGAAGGCAAGUCUGUCAAGCCAGAAGGUCAGAACCCUCUCUUCCAUUCCCACUGGAAGAAGGCAUCAUGGAGGUGGCACUCAAGCAAAGCCGCGUACGCACAGUGGCAUUUUCGGUGACUUGAUCAAACCAGACAGAGCAAUUCCACCAGUUACAUGUGUCCCUGCAAAGGUUGUGUUCACAAGGAUACUGGAAGCAGUUGGUAGGCCACCUCUAGCUGCUGCUCGCCGUGUGAGAAUGAGUCAAGCUAUUCAAUCAUUUGGGCUGCAUCAUUUGGAUAACUCAGGGAUAGCUGCGCUCUUCAACAGUAAUGACAACAUCAACAUGUAA
Triticum turgidum subsp. durum (durum wheat) is the source of this 2592-nucleotide messenger RNA. Lineage: Eukaryota; Viridiplantae; Streptophyta; Magnoliopsida; Poales; Poaceae. The record is from the annotation of a GenBank genome assembly.